Molecule: messenger RNA, 1206 nt
Organism: Perognathus longimembris pacificus (Pacific pocket mouse)
Lineage: Eukaryota; Metazoa; Chordata; Mammalia; Rodentia; Heteromyidae
Gene: Serpine3
Product: serpin family E member 3
Exons: 8
Coding region: 1-1206 (401 amino acids)
Biological process (GO): negative regulation of endopeptidase activity
Molecular function (GO): serine-type endopeptidase inhibitor activity
Source: RefSeq, a predicted model, not a curated record
AUGUCGCCUCUCCUCCAGGUUAUCCUCCUCCUCCUUCCUUGCUUGGCUGGAGCAAGAAGCAGUCACCUCCUUGAAGGCCUACGAGUGCUGAAGACCGAGUUUGCACUUCGCCUCUACCGCAGCGUGGCAGCAGAGAGAAAUGGAACGAAUUUUGUCAUCUCACCUGCUGGUGUGGCACUCCCACUGGAGAUCCUGCAGUUUGGAGCCCAGGGGAACACAGGCAGGCAACUGACAGGUGCCCUGGGCUACACUGUGUAUGACCCGAGGGUGAGAGAUUGCCUGUAUGCAGCUUAUGCCACACUACGCAACUCCAGCCGUGGCACUAAGAUGGAGCUGAUCUGCACUCUUUUUGUGCAAGAAGGAACACCACUCUCCCCUUGCUUUGUGGAGCAGGUCUCCUGGUGGGCUAACAGUAGCCUUCAGCCCGCAGACCUCAGAGAGCCCAACAGCACCACCAUCCAGGCCAAUGAAGGGCUGUUCAGACAGAUGACAGGUGAGAAUCCACGAGGCCCAUCUUGGGAGCUGGUCAGCUCCAUGUCUGCUCAGCUUGCACUUGUAAGCACCAUGACCUUCCAGAGCACCUGGCAGAGGAGAUUCUCCUCCAUGGACUCACAGCCUCUGCCUUUCACCUGUGCCCAUGGCCUUGUCCUUCAGGUUCCCAUGAUGCACCAGAUGGCUGAGGUCAACUAUGGUGUGUUCCAGGAUGCCGUGGGGCAUGAGGUGGGAAUGCUGGAGCUGCCAUACCUGGGAAGCAUGGCCAGUCUGUUCCUGGUCCUGCCCCGGCACAAAGAUGCAGUCCUGGGCCACAUUGAGCCACACCUCACAGCUAGAGUCAUCCAUCUCUGGACAAGCAGGCUGAAAAGAUCCAGGAUGGAUGUGUUCCUUCCCAGAUUUAGGAUCCAAAAUCAAUUCAACUUAAAAAGCAUUUUAACUUUUUGGGGAGUCAACGAUGUUUUUGACCCAUUCAAAGCUAACUUGAAAGGAAUUUCAGGCCAAGAUGGCUUUUAUGUUUCUGAAGCAAUUCACAAAGCCAAGAUGGAGGUUUCAGAGGAAGGCACAAAGGCAGCUGCAGCCACAGCUCUGUUAUUACUGAAAAGGUCUCGGAUUCCUGUUUUUAAAGCUGAUCGGCCAUUCAUCUUUUUCCUGAGAGAACCUAACACAGGAUUUAUCUUCAGUAUUGGGCGUGUUUCAAAUCCCCUUGACUAA